This is a messenger RNA of Saccharomycopsis crataegensis, 1086 nucleotides long. RefSeq names its product TFIIH/NER complex subunit TFB4 (gene TFB4). Gene Ontology annotation, cellular component: transcription factor TFIIH core complex; transcription factor TFIIH holo complex. Gene Ontology annotation, biological process: nucleotide-excision repair; regulation of DNA-templated transcription. The transcript has a single exon. The record is from RefSeq and is a predicted model, not a curated record. NCBI's taxonomy places the organism in Eukaryota, Fungi, Ascomycota, Saccharomycetes, Ascoideales, Saccharomycopsidaceae. The coding region runs from base 1 to 1086 and encodes 361 amino acids.
AUGGACGCUAUAGCUGAUACAACGAUAGCCCAGGCCCCUGGUGCUGCCUCCCAUGCUACUGAAGAUACCCCUUCGUUGUUGGCGGUGGUAAUAGAGACGAAUCCACUUUUUUGGGUACCAUUGCAACAACAGACGGAGUUGAAAUCAGUAAUAGAGUCAUUGAUUGUCGCCAUGAAUGCGCAUCUAGCCAUAAAUAAUUCUAAUGAAGUUAUUGUCAUUGCUGCGCAUUCAGGAAAGGCUCAGUUUCUCUUUCCAGACCCAAACGUACUAAAGAAUGAUACCAAUCCUCCCAAGAUGGAUUCUCACUCACCGAACAGCGUCUCGAAUAAAUCGACCUCCCCUACCCCCGAUGUGAUUGAUGAUAAGAGACAGUAUUUGAAGAAUAAGAACAUUUAUCGACAGUUUAAACUCAUGGACGAAUCAGUGUUUGAGAAACUUGAACAAUUGUUCAAUGAUACGGUGGCCGAUAACUCCAAAUUUAAAUCCACGGUCCCUGGUGCGAUAUCUAUGGCGUUAACUUUCAUCAAUAGAAUGCGACAGGUACGUGAAGGUAUCACGAUGAAUUCAAGAAUAUUAGUAGCGAGUGUGGGUGGUGAUCAGACGAUGUCAUACAUCCCGACGAUGAACAGUAUUUUUGCAGCCCAAGGUAUGAGAAUACCUAUCGAUGUAUGCAAACUAGGCAAUGAUUCAACUUUUCUACAACAAGCAGCCGAUGUAACGGGCGGGAUCUAUUUACUAAUAACUAAUCCAAAUGGUUUAAUACAAUAUCUCACUACAGUUUUUUUCAUUGAUCCGUCGAUCAGAAACUAUGUGGCGUUACCUGUCAAUAAUAACAUCGACUUUAGGGCAUCAUGCUUUAUAACCGGUAACAUCGUGGAUAUAGGUUAUGUUUGCUCUGUGUGCUUGUGUGUGUUGAGCAUGAUUCCAAGUGACAAGAAAUGUCCAACUUGUGAAAGUACUUUCGAUCCACAAGCUUUGGAAAAACUUGCGCGCAAGCCGUUCGUUAAAAGGAAGGUUGUAGCCAACGGGAAUAGCGAAACACCAAAUGCCACACCGACCCCUGCUGGUACUCCUCAGCCAAAAUAG